Messenger RNA from Paramecium tetraurelia, 690 nucleotides. RefSeq lists its product as uncharacterized. The transcript has a single exon. Lineage: Eukaryota; Ciliophora; Oligohymenophorea; Peniculida; Parameciidae. The record is from RefSeq and is a predicted model, not a curated record.
AUGGCUAAUGAAUUAGAUACAAUUUAGUUUUCUGCCUCGAGCAAAUUUCAUUAGCAUAUCCCUUCGAUUGACUCUCAUAUAUAGAAUAAAGUUUAUUAAUACCCGUCCAAUUUUGACUAUCAUCAAAUCAACAAGGAAAUUUAAUUCAUAGCCGAUUAUGCAUAGAGACUAAUAAAAACCACUGAAUAGAGUUCGGAUAAAUACAAGUACAUAAUUAGGAUUGCAGAGAUAAGCAUGAAAGCCAAAGAGGUGGAUAACAACAAAAAAUUAUUGGAUGACAUAGUUGAUGAAUUAUCCAUAAUACUAUCUCACUGUUAGAAAUCAAAAACUGUGUAAUUAUUGCUUACCAAAUUAAUUUCGCUAUAUAGAAAAAAAUAAACAAACUUUAAUAAUAGAGAUUCAAAUAUCAAAAAAUUUGGGUUAAUAUUUAAUAAAAAUAUUAACAAUCGAAAUAACGUACUCUCCAAUUUCAUAGAAUCCACAAGAAUGAAUACUCAAACUUAAAAAUCAUUUUCCCCUUCCUCCCAAUAUUAAAAUUCGAUGUUCCUUCAAAAGAGGGACAAGUAGAUCUAGAAUCAGGUCCAUAAAGGCGAUAAUCUGUAAAAUUACAAAGAUGAACAUCUCUAAGCCCUAUUCAACAGACCCAUGAGCUUUUAGAGGUAAAAAAACUAUUAUCUCUCAAAAUAUUGA